UGCUAUUGAAAUUAUAUUCAGGGUCCGAGAGUAUGCUUAUCAAAAAACCGAACGCGAGCUGGUGUAGUCGCGUGUGCAGAGAGGUUCACAAGCAGUUUUUGAUAUCCGAACGCCACCCUCUUAUCUUCGAUUAUUUACGGAGCUACCUCGCUCUGGUGGAAGAGCGCCGGCGUUACUUUCUGGAAGGCAGGAGUGUCAUCCAUCCGCUUAGCAUGUUCAGUCUUUUUUGGAAAAGCUUAAUGGUAUUCGUUAACCUUGCUCAUAUAGUAGCGUCGACCCUGCGAUUUUGUAUCAUAACAGAUGCUUUCAACAUGUUAUAUGUCGAAAAUUGCGACAUAGUUCUCAUGGUUAUCCAAGUUAUAUGCCUUAUCGACAUAAUAAUAUGUUUUAACAUCGGUAUUUUGAAGAGCAAAUCAGCGUUGAUAGUACUUGACCGUAGAAGAAUUGCAAGGGUGUCCUACCUCCAGUACGAAUCGGCGUUCAUCAGGAUACGUGCGCUGACCGCUAUUCUAUUUUACAGGGCAUACGUUUUUAGCUACUUCUUACCAGAUCUGAUAUCAUCGACUCCGGUAUCCUUCGUUUUGCUUAUGAUAGGAGAAAGGAGUCGCAAAGACAUGUUGAUCCCAGACAUCCUGCCUUUAGCUCGCGGUACUGGAUUUAACAUGUUCAAGACUUAUCAUGAGACCGAGAUAGUAGUCAACUCAUUUAUAAUGUUAUUGGGAGCCAUGUUCAAGAUGUACUCAGUUGUGUACUGGCUGCAAACGUACAUGACCGUGUACAACUCGACUUUGCGGUACCAGGAGCUACUGGAUCAAGUUGAGAAAUUCAUGAGUCACCACCAGUUUCCUGGACCAUUAAUGAGGCGUUUGCGUGACUACUACGGAUAUCGCUUCCAGGAGAACUAUUAUAAGGAAUCAGUAGCUCUCGGCUACCUCUCAGGUGCGUCCGUCGUGACUGAUCCUAGAAAAUGUCCUUAUUACAAGCGUCCACUUAAAUUUGUGGAAACACAACUUCGGGAUGAGAUCCAUCUCAAUACUUACCAGAUUUUGGCAGACAAAGUGGCGGUCCUUAAGAAUCUGCCGCCGGCAUUUUUGGGCAGAGUCAUGGGCUAUCUUGAGCUCGAGAUAUUCUUACCUGACGACCUUGUCUUCCAUGUCGGUGACUUAUGCAAGCACGUAUACUUCGUUUGCACGGGGACCCUGGCUCUUUAUACCGUGAAAGGAGUUGAGGGACGUAAACAGCAGCCGUCUGUCCGCGGUGCAAAGUCCGACCUUCUCGAGUUAGUAGACAUUGCGGUGCCCCAGGGUUACGUGAUUGGAAAUAAUCUGUUAUCAAUACUAAUGAACGCGAUUUCACGACCGGACGAUGCCGAGAUCGUGAUGUUCGCCGACGACGGUUGUGUGAUCCUUGCGGCUGACAGCCAAGACCUACUUGGAACAAAACUAACCAAGGCAAUGCACUUUGAUGACGGCGACUUUGUCGGCGGGGUGUCGCUGCUGACGUUGAGCACCAGACGCGUCACUACACUUGUGGCCAUUGAAAUCACGCACACCUAUCGACUGAGCUUCGAGCAUUUGAGAGAGCUCGCCAAGCUGAACACUUCAUUGCUCGACCGUAUCAAGAAGGAGACAUUCAAGCGCUUCACAGAGAUCACGCACAUUGACGAGCUAAUCCUCCGUGAAGGAUCUCCCACGGAGGAUAAUUAG
Molecule: messenger RNA, 1706 nt
Organism: Cydia strobilella
Lineage: Eukaryota; Metazoa; Arthropoda; Insecta; Lepidoptera; Tortricidae
Exons: 13
Coding region: 33-1706 (557 amino acids)
Biological process (GO): sodium ion transmembrane transport; potassium ion transmembrane transport; regulation of membrane depolarization
Cellular component (GO): HCN channel complex
Molecular function (GO): voltage-gated potassium channel activity
Source: RefSeq, a predicted model, not a curated record